AUGGAGAGGCAAGUCGAAAACAAGUUCGUCUGGGUGAUAAAGCAUGCCGUCUCUUUGUUGUCAAUAAUUGAAUCUGCCACCUUUGUGAUUGCUGGAUUUAAAUGGCGUCUUAGUGCACAUCCCAAGGAAGGUAACAUAGAUUUCUACUUUCGGUAUUGUGGUGUAGCCGAUGAUCCUAAUCAUCCAUUGCCUGCUUGUUGGAGAGCAUAUGAGAAACUUCGCAUGAAAAUCAUCAAUCGACUAUCUGAAACACUCUCUAUUGUGUCAGGUGCGACAGACACAGAGAUUUACUUUAAUGAGAAGUCUCCCCUGUGGUCUUACCCAUGCGUACUCUCUCCUUCCAAACUCUUGGACAGAGAUGGCGGAUUUUUGGAAAAUCGAGAACUGAUGAUUGUGGUUGAGGAAGUUGCUCAUGUAGUACAUGGAGCUUCAGGUCCAUCAGAUGAUUAUCAGCUUUUGAGCAAAUUUCAGGAAAGUCAAGGUGCCGACGAGAAUCGACCAGCGAAGAGAAUCAUUGAUAUCAAUGGGUUUCGUGUUCCUCCUACAAAGAAUAAGUCUUUUAUGCUUGCCAGCCGAAAGAAGAAAUUCGUUGCGGUCAAUGGGUUUCAUGUUCUUCUUUCACAGGUAAACACUGUGAAGGGGAUAUUUCAAAAAUACCCAGACUUUGCGUCCAGAUUCCGUUUUAAGAAUCGGCAUCUGAGGACAAAAUACAUCAGUGGCGUCCUUGUACUGAUUAAAACACUCUGCAAGCCGCCUGUGCAGCUCACUUAUGAUGCUCUGGAUGAAGCAUCGUAUGCACUGUCGCACGCAGAAAAGGGAGGUUUUGACUUGGAUUGGUUGGAGAGGAUGCUGGAUGAAGUAAGGGCAAAGAAGAUGAAAUUGGACUCUGGUAAGGCUCGGAUUAGAGAAAUUAUGGAAGAGUUAGAGGCUUCUGUUGAUAGAUGGAAUGUCUUGAAAGAAAAUCUGGCCAAGGAGAAAGAAGACAUGUCAGCUGCCCGUGCUCCUCUCUCGUUCGAUGAUGUCGUUUGA
Molecule: messenger RNA, 1029 nt
Organism: Microthlaspi erraticum
Lineage: Eukaryota; Viridiplantae; Streptophyta; Magnoliopsida; Brassicales; Brassicaceae
Source: the annotation of a GenBank genome assembly